UCUUGGCUUCGGCGAUAUUGAUAAACGGCAGUUUCAAAUGGUGCCCCGACCGAAGCUGGUUUCCUGUCCGGGUGUGGAGUGGAAGGACCGCGCCGGGUGUCACAGUGCAAUUCCUACCCACCGACAGGAGGCCACGGCUGCACUCAGAUGCUGGGUCACCGCCAGGCUUCCCCGCCCGUGGGGUAGAGGGGCCAGAGGAACUGAGGUCCUCCAAGAGCUCAGCGGGGGCGGAGGAAAUGCCUAUGUAGCCACUGUGAGCGCCCCAACAGCGCAUCCUGGGGGCAUCCUUUCCACAGUGUCCUGCUUGCUUUCCUUGCAAAAAUCAUGGUGACAGACCCCGCCAUCCCCAAUGCGCUUCCUCUCGCCCAGCAGGGAGGCCUGUGGCAUGCUUCUGGGCCUCCAUCUCCAGGCCCAGACUGCAGCCCCCGACCUUUCCUCCCGGCCAACCACAGGGGCAAGUAUGCUGCCCCAAAAGACCACCGCCUCACCGGGCAGCUGCCUGAAGAACAGACCAGGCCAUGGACUCAGGCGCAGCCAUGCACCCAAGCCCGCGGCGGCCGCAGGAGCACAGGGGCCGAGGCUGAGAGGCCUGCCAGCGAGCCCUGCACCAUUGACAGCCGGGGCAAGUCUACGGAGUCCAGGGAAACAGUCAACGGACUUUAUCCCCGGGAGCUGGGAACAGGCCUCUUCAAAAGCGAAGCCGUAGCGCGAUCUUCUCAGCGCUUGGACUGGGCACCGACCUGCCGCCUGGCACCCUUGCCUUCCCUGCCGCCCGCGCUUGCCCACCACCGGCUCAGCAUCGCUGCGCACGCCCAGGGCCCGCAGUCCCUGGGCGGGGACCGGGAGCGGGAGGUGAACGUGACGCGGCCGAGCACUGCCUGCCACCCUAGCGUUCGCGGGACGCUGGAGUUCCCCGUCGGCGGUCAGCAGAGGUGCGCGGGCCAGGUGCCUCGGGCUCCCCAAGAUCUCCCUCCGGAUUGCUACGGCGCGCAGAGCAUGCGGCCGAAACUUCACAAAGCCGCCGGCCUCCUCCCGCCCUGCCCCGGCUCCAUAGGCCAGUUUCCGAAACCUCGGCGCAUUUCUAAACAAUGCGACCCACACGCACGCGAGGCCAGUCCUGGUUGACCCCUGCUCCCCCCUCCACCCCCACAUUCGGGCACAUUCUGAACCAGCACCACCUCUUCCCUGCGCUGCACCCUUGGGGCUAGACUCAGAUUGCCCCCCUUAUGGAAAUCCCAGGCUCCGGUGUCUAGGCUGGGUCACAGUCUUUGAAGACUCAGAGGACCCAGCUCCGUCUUGACUUUUGCUCCAGGACUCCAGGGCUGGGGUAGCGAGGAGGUGGAGCUCAGAGAGAGUCGGGCACCAGGCCCUGUACUCAGCCCUUCUGAUCUCCACGGUCCGAGGAGAGGGAGGCGGCAACUGAGGUCCCUGGUAGAGGAGGCUGGAUCCCAGGACGCAAAAUCCGCCAGCGUCGAGCAGAGGUCGACAGGGAUUUCUGCCUUUACUUCCCAGCUGCGUUCAAAGGGUGAGCGCCAGAACCUCUGGAACCUGAGUCCACCGAAGCUCAGCAACUCCCCCAACCUUCCAAGAAAACUUUCACAACUUUCUAUUCUGUCGGUCCUCAAUUUUUUAGAUUAUCUGCAGCCACCGGCUUCGUCGAUUGUUCUGCCAACCGGGAACCCUUUUAGUCUCUAGGGCUCCCAAGGCCAGAGUAUUUCCAGAAUAAUCGUAAUUGUUAUUAUUAGGCUGGGAACCAGAACAGGCUCAGAGAAUAGUGUACUGAGGGGGAAGAGGAGAAAUGUUGCUGAAAAGGGACAUUUCCACCUGUGUUUAAAAAGGUUUCAUCGGACAAUUAUCAGUAACCCCGACAGACAACUCUAUUAAAAAAAAAUUUACUACUGCUCUUGAAAAGCCGUUAUUUUUACAUCGCUUUUAGGAAGAUAGAUGAACAAAACAUCGCGUUUCAAGCCAUUUUGAUCUGUAAUUAAAUGGCAGGAUCGGUUUGUAUUCUCCUACAGCUUUUACAGAAGUUGCAGUGAUCCAAAGUCGGGUUGCUGUGUCAGAGUGGCAUUUUUAUUAAUGAGAAUACAAAAAGCUUGCAUAUUCUUAGCCCCGCUUGAAUUUAGUUGCUAAGCAACCGCUGUAUGGUAAUUCAUCCGCGAAAUUUAAAUCUUUGAGAAAGGAUCCUGCGUUUUCCUGAAUGGUCGCCACGAGGAAAACAACUUGUGGGACUGGCCAGCUGUUAAGG
This is a messenger RNA of Rhinolophus ferrumequinum (greater horseshoe bat), 2248 nucleotides long. RefSeq lists its product as uncharacterized. The transcript is spliced from 3 exons. Lineage: Eukaryota; Metazoa; Chordata; Mammalia; Chiroptera; Rhinolophidae. The record is from RefSeq and is a predicted model, not a curated record. Bases 325 to 1125 code for a protein of 266 amino acids.